AUGUUUCUUACUAACUAACCGUUUAAGAGACCUUGGGAGGACCAAGAGAAUAAAACACAUGUGAAGGUUGAUUUUAAUUGCUUAUUAAUUUAUUUUCAGGAUUGGCACUACUAUAAGGCAUAGACUAAUUUGUGGUUGAACCCUCAUAGAACAAGCAAAUAGAUGGCGAAAUUUUAUCAUUAAGGAGACUAAUUAUUCAAUGAAAUUCAUUACUCUGAUGAGGAACUCCUUAGAAUUCAGAUGAUGGAAGAAAAUCACUCAAAGAGACUGUAUCAUCAGGAUUAGAUUCAGUCAUCUUAAGAGAGACUUGCCAAUAGAAAGCUAGAAAGAGAACUGUAAUUCAAAUCAAAGCAGUCAGUUUUUACAACAGACGAUGCUAACAUUGAAGAAGUAGUAUCUCAGGAUCCAUAUUUGACUUCAGAAAUGACUAUGAAAAGAUCUGUCAGCUUCAAAGAUCCCACAAAGACUUAUAAUGUUGAGAGCGCAACUUGGAGUCUAAUAAACCACUGCCCGACUAAAUAACUAGACAAGUUUAUUAGACCCAGGAUAGUUGAGAUGGACGCGUAAGGUUGCGAUAGAAUAAUUUAGAGAAUCAACGAGGAUAGGUAAAUGAGCGAUAUCUAGAAAGAGUACUUUUAAAGAAAUAGAUAAAAGAUAAGAGAGAAAUUCCUAGAAAGAACCUAAUAAUUGGAGCACUUGUAGCAUAAAUCAGGCUAAAGGCUUGUUAAAGGUGACAGCUAGAAUAACUUUUCAGUAGGUCUUGCUUAACUUUAACUAUUUAAAAACUCUUAAAUCAAGAUGAUUUAGCCAACCCAAGAUUAGUUAUAUAGAACAACUUCUAGCUUCAAUCUUUAAAAUCAAGGAACAAUGAAUUCGAAUAAUCAAAAUUUUGCUAAUAGAAUUACAGUUUUAGCAUAGCCAAAGCAAGAUUAUGAAACUAAUAACAUUUUCAAGCAUUAAGAAUUUAGGGGUUUACUUCAUUCAGACCACGAAGAAGCACUGAAAAAUUGUACCUCAACAAAUAAAGCUAAAAGAUCAGCAUCAUAAAGAUUUAUGACGGCUCCAACUUUAAAUGGAAAGACGUCCUUUGGUUCUUUGAAAUCUGAUUUGAAGAUCACGACAGCGACUAAAGAGCUAUUUCCCAUUCCUGAACUUAAAACACCAUAAAACUACAUGCUUUCCACUCUUAAAGGGUCAUCUUAGCAAUCUUUAAGAUCAAAUGAAACACUGAGCUCCUACAUCAGAUAUGGAUAUGAUAAUCAUUAGACUAAGAAACCUUAUGCUGAUAAUGUUAACCCGAUAUUUAGCAAGAAUGGGAAAAGAUUAACUCACAUAAAGAGUGAAGCUGAGAUUUAGAAAUUCCAUCAUGAAUCAGAACUUGACUAGUUUAAGCCAGAUGAAAGGAUGGUAGUCCUAGAAGAGAUGAAGUAACUUAAUGAAGUAGAUAGAAUCACUAAUCAGUCUAAGAAAAGAAGAAGAAACAGAUAUCCCAGGACUGCUUUAGACUAAGCACUUAACUAUCAUAAAAGCUUCUAAGAGCAUUUAGCUUCUAAAAAGUAGCAGCAGAUGAACCAAGAUGAUAAUCUACCUAAUAUUUGA
This is a messenger RNA of Stylonychia lemnae, 1599 nucleotides long. The record is from the annotation of a GenBank genome assembly. Lineage: Eukaryota; Ciliophora; Spirotrichea; Sporadotrichida; Oxytrichidae.